This is a messenger RNA of Saccoglossus kowalevskii, 1032 nucleotides long. RefSeq names its product plasminogen-like. Gene Ontology annotation, molecular function: endopeptidase activity; signaling receptor binding. The record is from RefSeq and is a predicted model, not a curated record. Lineage: Eukaryota; Metazoa; Hemichordata; Enteropneusta; Harrimaniidae.
UCUAUAUGGCCGUGGUACAUUGUCAAAGGGCACACCAAUAUCAGGCAAUGCAUUAUUAGAAACAACAGCCAAAUAAUGGAAGAUAAUUUGGGUACUCAAUUUUGCAAGCGGAACAUAGUAGUCAUUUUGAUUAUUUGUAUAGCUGUCGUAGCGUUAAUCGUCAUUUUAGUUACUGUAUUAGUCUUGACAACCGGACAUGCCGAAAGAGAAUUGACUGAGUGCUAUCUUGAGCUUGAUGGCAGUGACUACCGUGGAAUUGUUAACACAACAAUAGAUGGUAACGCUUGUCAGGUGUGGACGUCUUCCCAAUAUUACAUCCCGGAUGUUUGGUACGAAUUUGGCGUUGAUGAUCACAAUUUCUGUCGAAAUCCCGAUGGGGACGUAGGUGUAUGGUGUUAUACAUCGAACCCAAACGUUCGUUGGCAGUAUUGCGACAUCGGUAGCCCUCGUGAAGAUUGUAGUGUAACAACCACGGCAAGAACUACUGUCACAUUAUUUAGUACUCAAAUAAGCACGAAUGAGCCAGACAAAGUUACCGAAGAAGCAACAACAAUAACAAUAACUAAUGUUACAUCAAUAAUAACAACUGGCACAGAAGCACACGUGUCUGUCACAGUUUCUGACGAUACGACAACACUCUUCACAAACACAGGGGAGAUAAGUACGACCACUGGCCUAACGCAAAAUUCAACUACGGAGGUGAUACAAGAUACAACAACUCUCUCCACGAACCCAGAAGAUAUCUCGACAACCACUUACCGAACGCAAUGGUUUACUACUGAAGUGAAUCAAGUGCCGAAUCCACAAGAGUGUUACGAACAUUUUGACGGGAGCGACUAUGAUGGAACGGUCAGUUCCACAAUAGGAGGACAUACUUGUGAGGUAUGGACGUUCACUGAAUAUUAUGACGUUGGAGAUCACAACUAUUGUCGCAAUCCCGAUGGCGAUAGUGGCGUAUGGUGUUUUACAACAAGUCCUGGAGUGCAAUGGGAUUACUGUGACAUUGGUGAUCCUAGUGGAAUUUGCAUUUAA